AUUAAGUUAUCUGUUUCCAAACUGUAUGAGUAUUGUUGUGGCCCACAUCUUUAAUUGCACUUUUUUAUUACAGAGUUUAUCAACACCCACAGUAAAACAACAAARAGAGACAGCUUCAAAACAGAAAUGAAUGUCUGGAAAGCUUCUAACACCUUUAACAGCAGUAAUGGAACAGAUCUAGCUGUUGGCUUUACAUCUUCUGUGGUAGCUGUCCUUUUAUUUGGGACAAACUUCGUGCCUGUUAAGAAAUUUGAUACUGGUGAUGGAAUGUUUUUCCAAUGGAUUCUAUGUGCGUCUAUAUGGAUGGUUUCUUUGGUGGUCAACCUCAUCCAGAACUGCCCCCGAUUUUGGCCCCUGGCUAUGCUUGGGGGUUUUGUGUGGGCUACAGGCAAUGUUACCGUUGUCCCUAUUGUUAAAACUAUUGGCUUGGCUCUUGGUCUUUUGAUAUGGGCUUCCUUUAAUUUGUUAACCGGCUGGGCAAGUUCAAGGUUUGGUUGGUUUGGAAUUGACCCAGAAGAAGUAUCAAGACCCAUUUUAAAUUAUAUCGGAGCUGGACUUUCGUUGUUGAGUGCUAUCAUAUUUUUUUUUGUAAAAACUGAAGUGCAGAGUUCUUCGGUUUCAUUAGAAAGAACUCCAUUACUGAGAGAAAGUUCUAUUAAUGUUUCUGAAAAUAAUUCUGAUGACUCGUGGGUGAACAGACUGUCUCCAACAAGAAAGAGAGUCAUAGGUUGUAGCCUGGCUGUCGUUUCUGGAAUACUCUAUGGUUCCAGUUUUGUACCUGUACUUUACAUUAAGGACCAUGGAAGAAGAAAUGGCACUAUAUAUACAGGAGCAAGUCAAUUUGAUUUAGAUUAUGUUUUUGCACACUUCAGUGGCAUUUUUCUUACAAGUACCAUAUACUUCUUGACCUACUGUGCAGUCAGAAAAAAUAAACCUCACGUUUAUCCCCAGGCCAUACUGCCAGGGUUUGUUUCUGGUGUGCUUUGGGCAAUAGCCAAUUGCUGCUGGUUCAUGGCCAAUCACUACCUCAGUGCUGUAGUCAGCUUUCCAAUAAUUACCGCAGGUCCUGGCCUUGUUGCUGCAAUGUGGGGAGUCCUUGUAUUCAAAGAAAUCAAGGGACUGAAAAACUACCUGUUGCUCACAGUAGCAUUUUGCAUCAUUCUGGCUGGAUCCCUCUCUACAGCUUUUUCUAAAGUUUGAAAGCGUCAUUUAGACCGGUAGAUGGUGCUACUUUCAAAUAAAAUCACUGGUAAAGAAGCUUACAUCUUAGGACGUUUUGUAGGACAUUUCUGUUUCUGCUCCUGAAACCAUCCUAAAGACAAUAUUGGUAUACUGCAAUAAAUUACAUUUCUCGAAAGGUAAAUUCUUUACCUUACCCUAACUUACCCUAACGUGUGACAGGCAAACAGAGAGAAAACAAUUGCUACAUGUUUCCAUUUGGCAUGAAAAAAACUCUUGAAAUACAUGUUUCUGCAUUGCUUGGAACAGUGGGCUUAUCAAGAGAUUAUGUUAAAUGAAGCUAACUGACUUUACAAUAACUUAUUUUACAAUAACUGAUUUUCUGGUGAUCAGGUAUUAAACUCACUUCCUCAUAAACUGCAAUUCAUUGGCUAUAGUGGCAGAUAAAGGGAUUUUAUUUCUUAAUUUGUAAUGCUUUUGAUGUUUGCAAGAUUUCUUACACCAUUCUGUCUUACUUUACUAUAAAAUGUAUAUUGCAAAAUAUUCUUUUCGGUAUUGAUACACAAAAAGAUGUGAAGUAUUUUUUAAAACUUUUUAUAAGUUUUUUUUAAUUACUGAUUUACAUAAAAGCAUUAUCUUCUAACCAUUUCCAAUCACAGAAAAUUUUAAAGGAAAUACAGGAAGAAUGCUGCUCUAAAGUAAAUAUCUAAUGAUUGCUGAUAAUCUCUUCUGUUUAGCUACCAGAACAUUAUGUAGAAAUCAGGGCCAUGAUAUAAAUAGUUGGAUAUUAUUUUCUAAAAUUUCUGUUCUGUGGUACUUUAGAAAUAAACAUUGCU
Messenger RNA from Nothoprocta perdicaria, 2015 nucleotides. It is a transcript of the gene TMEM144, whose product is annotated as transmembrane protein 144. Gene Ontology annotation, biological process: carbohydrate transmembrane transport. The transcript is spliced from 11 exons. Lineage: Eukaryota; Metazoa; Chordata; Aves; Tinamiformes; Tinamidae. The coding region runs from base 127 to 1200 and encodes 357 amino acids. Gene Ontology annotation, cellular component: membrane. The record is from RefSeq and is a predicted model, not a curated record. Gene Ontology annotation, molecular function: carbohydrate transmembrane transporter activity.